This is a messenger RNA of Neoarius graeffei (lesser salmon catfish), 3888 nucleotides long. RefSeq lists its product as uncharacterized. Gene Ontology annotation, cellular component: nucleus. NCBI's taxonomy places the organism in Eukaryota, Metazoa, Chordata, Actinopteri, Siluriformes, Ariidae. Bases 1 to 3123 code for a protein of 1040 amino acids. Gene Ontology annotation, molecular function: adenine/guanine mispair binding; 8-oxo-7,8-dihydroguanine DNA N-glycosylase activity; 4 iron, 4 sulfur cluster binding. Gene Ontology annotation, biological process: mismatch repair; base-excision repair. The record is from RefSeq and is a predicted model, not a curated record. The transcript is spliced from 27 exons.
AUGUCCAGCAGUAGAGAAAAAGCUGCUUGUAGUCGAGUGCUGAAAUUCCUGUGUGAGUGGGAUCGGGGGAAUAAAUCCACUCGCACACGAAUGCUUCAGAAAUUCCUGCAGGAAAACACAGGAAAGACGAGUCCUGAGCUGGAGCUGGAGUUCGCUCAGGCUGCCAGUCUGUUCUUCACCCGCAUCACUGCCUGGAUGAGACUCACUUACAUGUUCGGCACGUGUCUGCAUCUUCAGCUCCGAGCACUGGGAGUCUUCCUCUCUGCUGCCAGCAAUCAGCGGUACCUGAUGGAGUUCCUGGAGGUGGGAGGAGUGAUGACGCUGCUAGAGAUCAUCAGUCAGACACAGAGCAGAGACGAGGAGAAAGCUGAAGCUCUGUGUUUGCUCUGCAUCGUCUCUAGCUCCGGCCGCAAGUACAAGGAGAUCAUCUGUGAAAGCAAUGGUGUGAAGGUUGUAGCAGAGUGUUUGGUGAAGUCGGAGUCAGAGGAGACGCAGAACACAGCCUCCCGUCUCCUCGAGUCUCUGGCUCACGGAAACCCAAAGUACCAGAGACAUGUUUAUAUACGACUCAUCUCCCUGCUGAGCUGCAGCUCUCCGACAACUACACAACUCACACUACACACUCUACACACUGUACAGGUCAUCGUAAAGACGCCUCAUCCUGCUAUUGUGGAGCUGUUGUUAAAUUUACUGAGUUCUUUCCAUCUUGAGGUUCAGUAUGAAGUGAUAGAGCUGAUUAAAUAUCUACAGCAGACGGAGGUGAGAGAUGCUCUUCUCAGCGCUCUCAGCGCUCUGCUCAAACCGACCAACCAGACAGUUCACAAACACGAGAUCCUGAAGGAUCCAAUGGUGGAGAAGAUGAAUGGCCCAUUACCACUGUUCAUCCAACAGGCAGCAGCAGCCAAAGCCCUUCGGAUGUUAGCCAUGGAGAGCAAUGAGACGUCUAAAGAACUGAUCCGCCUCAGAGUCGUGCAUCAUUUACUGUACGCCAUGGGCAACCAGGAGCAUGCAGAUGCUCAGAGACAGGCCAGUCUGACUUUAAAGCAUUUUGUGCACUCGUACCCUGUGGUUGAGGAACACGUGUGCAGAGCCAUGGGACCUGCUCUGUUCCACUCGUUUAUGCAUAACGCUGAGCUGCUCUACAUGAACAUGGAUGAAGUUCAGGCUGAUAUCUUACUGAACAACAAAGUUGAUCUUUCAAGAGGAUUCCCCUCAGGAACACAGAGGCCUAUGAGAACACAGGAUCCCCUCAGGAACACAGAGGCCUGUGAGAACACAGGGUUCCCCUCAGGAACACAGAGGCCUAUGAGAACACAGGGUUCCCCUCAGGAACACAGAGGCCUGAUUCCCCUCAGGAACACAGAGGCCUGUGAGAACACAGGAUUCCCCUCAGGAACACAGAGGCCUGUGAGAACACAGGAUCCCCUCAGGAACACAGAGGCCUGUGAGAACACAGGAUUCCCCUCAGGAACACAGAGGCCUAUGAGAACACAGGAUCCCCUCAGGAACACAGAGGCCUGUGAGAACACAGGAUUCCCCUCAGGAACACAGAGGCCUGUUUUGGUGAUUAAAUUGAAAAUGAUGAGCUCUGCAGUGAGGAAUAAAACACAAACAGGGAAGAGCUGUAGCAGGAGACUGAAGUCUGCAGGGAGGGAAGAAGAGCCGUCCGAGUCGCCGUAUCACUGCUUUCAUGACACAGCGGAGCUUGAACUGUUCCGAUCUCGCCUGCUGUCCUGGUACGAUCAGACGAAGAGAGAGCUGCCGUGGCGUACGCUGGCCGCAGUAGAGAAGGAUGUGAACGUGAGGACGUACGGAGUGUGGGUGUCGGAGGUGAUGCUUCAGCAGACUCAGGUUGCGACGGUGAUCGAUUACUACAACCGCUGGAUGAAGAGGUGGCCGACGGUGCAGAAACUGGCAGCAGCGUCAUUAGAGGAGGUGAAUCAGAUGUGGUCGGGACUGGGAUAUUACUCACGAGGACGGCGACUGCACGAAGGAGCUCAGAAGGUGGUGCGUGAUCUCAGUGGUGAGAUGCCAAAAAGUGCAGAAGAACUUCUGAAGCAGCUUCCUGGAGUCGGACGAUACACAGCUGGAGCCGUGAGCUCCAUUGCACAGGGACAGGUGACGGGUGUGGUGGACGGAAAUGUAACACGUGUCCUGUGUCGGGUUCGAGCGAUCGGAGCGGACAGCAGCAGCGCUCAUGUUACUGACGCAUUGUGGAAGUUAGCCGAUACGCUGGUGGAUCUGGAGCGACCCGGAGACUUUAACCAGGCUCUGAUGGAGCUGGGGGCCACGGUGUGCACGCCGAAGAACCCUCAGUGUGCUCAGUGUCCCAUUCUCGCACACUGCCACGCCUACAACAAGGUCCGAUUACAGCGGAACCGAGGCUCUAAGAGACUUCUGGGUAAACCAGACUUGACACCAAGCAGCUCCGCCCCUGACAUAGAGAAUUGCGCCAGUGCUGGUGUGUGUACUCUGUGUCUGUCGGAGGACUGGGAUGCCGAGCUCGGGGUGCAGAAUUUUCCCCGUAAAGCCCUGAAGAAGGUGCCUCGUGUGGAGCGGACGCUGGUCUGUGUGCUGUGGCGGCAGUGUGACUCCGACUCCGACAGUGACGGCGAGGUUCAGUACCUGCUCACACAGAGGCCCAGUAAAGGGCUGCUGGCGGGGAUGUGGGAGUUACCCAGCAUGCUGCUGGAGGAAGGUGUGUCUGAGAAACAGCACAGGGACCUGCUCAGCGCUGUGGUGCAAAGGAUUGUGGGAACUGCGGCAGAGUCCUUACAGUACGUGGGAGAAGUGGUGCACAUUUUCUCCCACAUCCACCAAACAUAUGUAGUUUACAGCGCGAGUGUGUGUGAGUGUGUAGAGGGACAGAGAGAGCAGAAGAUCUGCUGGCUCGACCAAUCAGCUCUGCAGGAUGCCGCCAUAUCCACCGGGGUUAAAAAGAUCAUGAAACUUUAUUACGAAUCCACAAGCAAACUUCAGGAUACAAAGAAUAAGAAGCGAAAGCAAAUUCCUGAAGCUGGAAAAAACAAGAAAACCAAACGAGCAGGAAGUGCAGCUCCCAGCGGCCUGAGGCAGCUCUCGCUCAGCCGGUUCUUCACCACCUCGAAACUCAGCAGCAGCUGAAGCUCACAGUCUGACUCGCGAUUUGAUUCUGAUUCACAAUUUGAUUCAUAUCUCACAAUUCGACUCAUGAUUCGAUUCAGAUUCCGAAACAAUUCUGAAUUGAUUUUUUUAUGCAUCUUGUUUGUUGAUAUUUCCAGUCUGCAUUAUGCUUUUACAUUUCUUUUAAUGUAUUUCUAUUAUCUUUUAACAUAUUUGUACGUAACCCAUCUAUCCCAGAAUUCUCUCCAGAAUCUGGUUAGAGAAGAGCCGACGCCCCGGCAAACACAGUUUGGUGGCCUUUUAUAAUUAAAAAUGGACUGUGGAUGAGUUCAGUCUUCAUCAGAAUUGUCGCAUACUACAACACACACAUGGUAUAUGCAUAUGUGUAAAAAAAAAAAUCUGAUAAAUCAUUCGAAAAAUACAUUUUAAAGAGAAAAUCACGGUGCAUUUAAUAAGAAUUGAUGAUUAACUCACCAAACCUGAGGCUUAUUUCACAUUCUGUGGUCAACGAUCCAAAUAAAAAAUUACUACACGAAUGUAAUUAUUAUUAAUAUUAUGAACAUUUUUUUAAAAAUUAGAGUAAUAAAAUCUUGCUUUGUGUUGGUUUUUAUCGUCGCUUCAUGUGUUUGACUUGUUUUAUUUUCAUUUACACCCAAGUUUUAGGCUCCUAACCAUGUUUUAUAUUGAUCUUAACCAGCGAAGUCGAGUUGCUCUGAACGCUAAUUUAGUGACGUUAGAGAUUUGUUUGUCUUUUUUAUAUUUUUGUAAUAAAAGAUAUUACAUGCA